AUGGCUUCUUCAGGCGAUGUCAAGUAUCCUGCUGUCGGUGGACCUUCUUCAGUCGUCGACAACGUCGCUGCCGAAGCUUCCAAGGCUAGUGAUGAAUUCCGAGAUCUCAAAGGCACUAAAGCGACGCCUUCUGGUACUACCAGAACUGGUCAGCAAUUGACUCAUUAUCACUCUCUUUUGUACAGUCUGUUGAGCUGGGAACGUCCCCGGGCUACUGCCAUCUCUUUUGCUAGUGUCGUGUUCUUCAUUCUUGCUGCUCGGUUCUUGCCGCUGCUACGAUGGAUAUUCAAGUUCCUCUAUAUCAGUCUAGGAGUCACUGCUGCCGCUGAGGGUGCUGGCAAGCUUAUUCUCAACCAAGGUUUGACGAGCUCCUUCCGUCCUCGCAAAUAUUACACUCUGCCGAAGGAAACUGUCGAGGGAAUACUGGAAGACUUGGAACAACUCUCCGACUUUUUCCUGAUCGAAUUCCAACGCAUUUUGUUUGCUGAAAACGUCACCCACACUGCUGCAGCUUUUGUUGCUGCCUUUCUAUCCUACUGGCUCAUCAAGAUUAUGCCUGUCUGGGGUCUGUCCUUGCUCGGUGUGACUAUUGCCUAUCUUGGCCCUCUUGUGUAUAUUAGCAACCGCGAAAUCAUUGAUGAGCAGAUCGCCGAAAUUCAGGAGUUACUCAAUGCGCAAGCCAACCAUGCCAAGGAGCUUGCCAACCAACAAACCACCCGCGCUACAGGCUUGGUGAAGCAAUAUGCCAACAACUACAGCACCAAGGCUCAUGAGUACAUCGGCAACCGUCGCUCUGCGUCUCCAGAAGUCCCCAAGGCCCCCGCUGUCAAGGUCGAGCCAGCCAGCCCGGCAAAUGUCCAGACCACAGAUUUUCCUGAAGCUCCCAAGACUGAGCCUGUGGCUGCUACCAUCGAGUUUGAACCUGAGGCUGCCACAUCGACAGAGAAGGAACCUUUGCUGGCUCUAUAA
Talaromyces atroroseus is the source of this 969-nucleotide messenger RNA. RefSeq lists its product as hypothetical. The transcript is spliced from 6 exons. NCBI's taxonomy places the organism in Eukaryota, Fungi, Ascomycota, Eurotiomycetes, Eurotiales, Trichocomaceae. Bases 1 to 969 code for a protein of 322 amino acids. The record is from RefSeq and is a predicted model, not a curated record.